Ostreococcus lucimarinus CCE9901 is the source of this 780-nucleotide messenger RNA. RefSeq lists its product with no specific name. The coding region runs from base 1 to 780 and encodes 259 amino acids. The record is from RefSeq and is a predicted model, not a curated record. Lineage: Eukaryota; Viridiplantae; Chlorophyta; Mamiellophyceae; Mamiellales; Bathycoccaceae. The transcript has a single exon.
AUGGCGCGCGAUCCGGCGUUCGAUUCCAUGGCGAGGCACCGGAAGGUGAAGAAGGAAAUCACGGAGGCGCACGGGGCGCUCGCGCAGGUGCGGCGCGCGCUUCGGGCGGGGGGCGGGGGGGGGGAAGACGGCGGCGGCGACGGCGACGGCUUGGUUUUGGUCGAGCUGUGCUCGGGACGGGGAUUCGUGUCGCUCGUGCUCGCGGAUGCGUUUCCGAAGGCGCGAAUAUACAUGAUAGAUCGCGAUACGACCAUGGAUGUGAGUCACGUCGAGACGUACGGGGGGGCGCGCAUGUCGUUUCACGCGCUCGAUUUACACUCGACGGCGUGCGAGGAGUUCGUCCGAGGCGUCGCGGACGACGCCGAGACGCGCGGACAGACCGUGGUUUUGGUCGGCGUGCAUUUGUGUGGCACGUUAUCGCAUCGCGCGAUCGAGCUAUACGAGCGAAUAGAACGCGCGGUGGCGAUCGUGGUCGCCCCGUGCUGCUUGCCGCAGCGGCGACGGCACGACGUGUUCGGUUUUCACUGCAAGGACAUCGCUCGAUCGAUCGGUAACGGCGUCACCCCGUUCCAGUGUUGGUGCACGCAGCUUUAUUUUCGAUUACCGUUGACUUCGAAGCGAAACAUGACCAUCGAUCACGACGUGCUUUCGACGCAGAACACGUUUCUCGUCGCGCGGCGUCCCCUCGAUUCGGCGCUCGACGCGCUGUCCAUCUCGACGCCUUUGUCGCCCUCCAUCGUCCCCGGUCGUUCGUGCGCCAAAUGGCGAUUAGUAAAGUAA